Pyrenophora tritici-repentis Pt-1C-BFP is the source of this 923-nucleotide messenger RNA. RefSeq lists its product as uncharacterized. The record is from RefSeq and is a predicted model, not a curated record. Lineage: Eukaryota; Fungi; Ascomycota; Dothideomycetes; Pleosporales; Pleosporaceae.
ACAGUUGAUAGCCCGACUUUUGAACUCCUUGCCUACGUUGUUUCUCCAACUUUAUUCAUCCACACAUUCAAAUACUACGUAGGUCACGAUUCGUCAGCUACCCUGUCCUUGCGCAGUCGUUUCAUGGGCUCGAUACGUGUCGAUUGAAUCAUUGCACAUACCGCGGAACUCAGAACUGAUAAAAGUUUACCAGACUUGAUCUCAAACCUUAUACACAUUCCCUCCCCAUAAUGCCCGCGGCUUCAGUAGCAUCUGCGCCAGUCAAGCGCACGGCCAACAAGACCACAGCCUCGAGGAACGCGGCGAAGAAGCCCACUGCGGCGAAGAACCCCCAGACAAAUGGAGCGACCAACGGCGCAUCGCAGCCCCAGAUGUCACCCUACACCAUCAUGGCCUCGAGAAUCGCAAACCGCGUCGCUGAGAUGGCUGAGAACAUGACUUUUGUCGAGCGUGAGAAGCCUCAACCACAGCAACAACAUGCCCCUUCCCAGACUCAAUCAACCCCUAGCAAGAAACCUCCACGGAAGCUCGAAAUGCGCAUUCCCAACAACGGUGCAUCACCCACAAACAUCACAUUCAGCGCACCCUUCCUCGACAAUACGCUUGCCAAGCUGCUCACGCUGCAGAACCGUAUGUUGACUGUCAGCAACGACAUUGCAGCUUGCGAGGAUGUAGACGAAAAGACAAAGCAGGAGCAGUUUGCACAGAGCGCAGAGUUGAGUCGAAUCAUCGCAUUGAUCUGCGCUGAGAAAGCUAGGCAAGGUGCUUAACUUUGGGAAUUAUUGUUGGGUGUAAUGAGCCGUUACGAGCGUUCCUUUGCUUUUUCUUUCUUCUUCGAUUGCAUACGGCGUAUGGAAAAUAUUCCCUUUAUGGUAGCGCAUUCUGUAAGAAUAGUGGAAUCGAUUGUUGUCAAUUUUUCGGCC